Molecule: messenger RNA, 710 nt
Organism: Pterocles gutturalis (yellow-throated sandgrouse)
Lineage: Eukaryota; Metazoa; Chordata; Aves; Pterocliformes; Pteroclidae
Product: histone-lysine N-methyltransferase EZH1
Exons: 7
Biological process (GO): chromatin remodeling
Molecular function (GO): protein binding; histone H3K27 methyltransferase activity
Source: RefSeq, a predicted model, not a curated record
AUAAUUCACCCACCCAGGUGUACAACUACCAGCCCUGCGACCACCCCGAGCACCCCUGUGACAGCUCCUGCCCCUGCAUCAUGACUCAGAAUUUCUGCGAGAAGUUCUGCCAGUGCAACCCUGACUGUCAGAACCGCUUCCCCGGCUGCCGCUGUAAAACCCAGUGCAACACCAAGCAGUGCCCGUGCUACCUGGCCGUGCGGGAGUGCGACCCGGACCUCUGCCUGACCUGCGGGGCUUCGGAGCACUGGGACUGCAAGGUGGUCUCCUGCAAGAACUGCAGCAUCCAGCGGGGCCUCAAAAAGGUACUGACACUGGCACCAUCGGAUGUCGCCGGCUGGGGGACUUUCAUCAAGGAGUCUGUGCAGAAGAACGAGUUCAUCUCCGAGUACUGCGGUGAGCUUAUUUCCCAGGAUGAGGCCGACCGGCGAGGGAAGGUCUACGACAAGUACAUGUCCAGCUUCCUCUUCAACCUCAACAACGAUUUUGUUGUUGAUGCCACCCGCAAAGGAAAUAAAAUCCGCUUUGCCAAUCACUCGGUGAACCCCAACUGCUAUGCCAAAGUUGUGAUGGUGAACGGAGACCACCGGAUCGGGAUCUUUGCCAAGAGGGCGAUCCAGGCGGGAGAGGAGCUCUUCUUUGACUACAGGUACAGCCAGGCAGACGCCCUGAAGUAUGUCGGCAUAGAGAGGGAGACGGACAUCAUCUAG